Ruditapes philippinarum (Manila clam) is the source of this 3996-nucleotide messenger RNA. Its product is annotated as sterol regulatory element-binding protein 1-like. NCBI's taxonomy places the organism in Eukaryota, Metazoa, Mollusca, Bivalvia, Venerida, Veneridae. Gene Ontology annotation, biological process: regulation of transcription by RNA polymerase II. Gene Ontology annotation, molecular function: protein dimerization activity; DNA-binding transcription factor activity, RNA polymerase II-specific; RNA polymerase II cis-regulatory region sequence-specific DNA binding. Gene Ontology annotation, cellular component: nucleus. The record is from RefSeq and is a predicted model, not a curated record.
GCGUUCUCAUUGGUUAUUCAUUUGUGGUGUCAUUAGAACAUACAACAAUAAUGGCCGAUCCACUAGGUUGGUCUCUCGGAGCUGAUGGUUUUCCUGACUUAGGAGCCGAUUUUCUGAGUCCAAAUUCGUUUGACAACAGCAACAUUGAUGAUAUUGAUGAUAUUGUAAGGUAUAUAUGCCCAGAUGGCCCGGGUGCUGCAGAUGUGUUUGAAAGUGCACCAGAAACAAGUACAGCAGAUUUGUUACUGCAAGAUGCUCAGUUACACAACACUGGAAUAAUUGACAUUAAAGAUGAACCAUCUGACUUCGAAUUAGGUGAACAAUUGUUGCUAUCUCAUGUACAUCAGUCAGUCAAGCCAGAACCAAACCCAUUCUCCUUGACAUCAGAAUCUCUUCUUAACUCAUUACAGAAUACAAAUACUCAGCAAGCUUUAGAACUUAACCCAACAUUAAGCAGUGCUCAACAGUUGCAACAGGCUGCUCUUAAAUUACAAGCUGCAGCAACACAAAGACAAAACCAACAAAAACAAAUUCAACUGCUUCAGUUAUUGCAGCAAUAUCAGCAGCAGCAGCAACAACAGCAGCAGCAACAACAACAGCAGCAACAACAACAACAGCAGCAGCAGCAACAACAACAGAAAAUAACACUGACAACAGAUCAGUUAAAGUUGUUGCUUUUGGAGUAUCAAAAUAGACAGAAUGCUCCUGUUGUUCAACCCACACCGCCACCACAGCAGCAGCAACAGAAUAGCAACAGUAGUCUUACAGUGCAGCAACUUCAACAGUUACUACAACUACAGAAUCAGUUGAAAUCUAACAGUGGAAAUCAGCUUCAAGUAUCAAACAUAGGAUCCCCUGUGCAGGUAUCCAGUCCGAUCUCUAUCCAGAAUGCUCCAUCACCAUCAUCCAUACAAAUAAGUUCAUCGCCUACUUACAUCCAGACACCAUCACCAAUCCAAAUACAAACUAGUCAAGGCACCUCAUCCUCCCCCAUUCAGAUACAUUCACAGCAGGUUACGAAAACGUCAGCAGUACGACCCAUUCAGAAUAUUGUGACCAGUGGCAGUACUAUUGUAACAACAAAUAUUCCAAUUCAGAUGGUAGAUAGGUCAAAUGAAAAGGUGCCUAUAAAUAGAUUGAAUCAGAUAAAGAAUGAGGGGAAACCUGUAAAGGGAGAGAAGAGAACUUCACACAAUGCUAUAGAAAAGCGUUACAGAUUAAGCAUCAAUGACAAGAUUACAGAAUUGAAAGAUUUGGUCGCAGGAACAGAAGCUAAGUUAAACAAGUCUGCAAUAUUAAGGAAAGCUAUAGAUUACAUCCGUUAUCUCCUCAGCCAAAAUGAGAGAUUGAAAAGAGAAAAUUUACAGCUGAAAAUGGCAGCAAAGAAACAAAAUUUACAGGAGUUGUUGUUGUUGUCAAAGGACACUACAGAGGACUUGGGUAUGAUGACUCCGCCCAGUUCCGACAUGAGCAGUGAUAGUGAUUCUUCACCUGGAAGUCCUGUCUAUGAUGAAAUGGACUCCCAGUCCAGUUUUUCAAAUAGUGGUAUGGCAGACAAGACAAGAUUUACUCUGUGUGUAUUCAUGUUGGGUGUCUUGGCAUUCAAUCCAUUUGGUGCUAUAUUUGAUGCCAGUGGUGUACAAGGCUCUGCUUCAUACCAGACAGACUUUGGUGGAAGACAGUUACAAGGGAUGGAAGAAGUGGAUGUAGGUUCAUGGUCAAUGUGGAGAUCUGGACUUAUUCCAACUUUGCUUCUUUGGUUACUGAACGGUGUUAUUGUAGCAGUUGUGUUAGCAAGACUGUUUAUCUUUGGGGAACCAGUCACUUACAAGAACAGUGAAGCUUCAACUGCCUACUGGAGACAUAGGAACCAGGCUGAACAAGAUUCUGCUAGAGGAGACUAUUCUGCAUCUGCCAAUCAAUGGAGACAAGCAUUACGGACCCUUGGUCGACCAUUACCCACCUCAAAAUUGGACUUGGCUGCUAGUUUGAUAUGGCAGAUAUUCAGACAGGUGUUUCACAAGAUCUACAUUGGUCGUUGGUUGUUCUGUCGUGCUAGAGGUAUCAGAAGGAAAUCGGUUGAACCAACAGAUGUCAAAAACUCUGCCAGAGACGCUGCCAUUGCUUACUUCAAGCUCCAUCAACUACACUUAGCAGGUCUGAUACCAGGAAGUAGCAUUUGGGGAUUGAAUCUUGGUUUGUGUGCCGUGAAUCUAGCAGAGGCAGCUGGAGAAUCAGUUACUGGGGCAACUAUGGCAGAAAUUUACAUUUCAACUGCUCUCCGAGUAACCACAGGAAAAUUCAAGUUCAUGGCUAGAUAUUUCCUGAGCUGUGCCAGAUACACGAUGUCUCGCAGUAUUGAACAGAUCCCUGCUUGUGUACAGUGGCUGUGUCAUCCAGAAGGUCAUAGAUUUUUUGUAGACCAAGAUUGGAAACUUGGCUGCAAGAGUAGCAUUUUCACUACAUGCCCUUCUGAAGCUGACCCAUUGUCACAAGUGACCCAACAGUUUAGAGAGCACUUGUUGGAGAGAUCUCUGUAUUCUCUAGUUACCCCUGGCAAUCGUUCGCUAGAUGGUGGAUCACAGUCAUCAGAGAUCAUACUUUAUACGCAACUUCUAACAGAGGCAUCAUGUCUCAGGAAGAAAGAAGGCGUUACUAAUCUGUCAACAGCUUUGGAAAUACCAGAGAUGGAUGAGUCCUCAGCCUGGUGGGCAGCAGUUGUAUCUGUAGCAGUUUACUGGUUGAUUGGUGAUGAUGAAAAUGCUGAACGUAGCUUUCCUAUGGUAGACUCUUUCCCGAAGAAACUACAACACUCUGAUGAUCCUCUGCCAAAGUCUGUGUUGUUGGCAUUUAGAGCCAGGAGGAACUUCUGUAAUAACCAGGGAUCUAACUUAUACUCUGUAAUCAGACAGUGUGACAGGGCUGGCCGUCUUCUUAGAGAGAGUCUGAAAUUGUCAUACGCUAGAGAAAAUACAGAUAUUACACAGGCUGUACAGUUGCUGGUAUGUGAUUGGUUGCUGGCAACAAGGACAGAGAUUUGGGAGAAAGAACAGAGCACCGGGGAGAGAGAUAAUGCUUCACAAACAGAACUGAUAGCAUUCCAGCAAGACCUUACCAGCCUCAGAAAACUGGCACAUGAUAAUAAAUCUGCAUUGCCCAGGGUAUUUUUACAUGAGGCUACAGGUCGCAUGAUGGCUGGAGCCAACCCAGCACGCACCCAACAAUUGUUGGACAGAAGUAUUAUCAGACGUAGGGUAUCCAGGGAAGAGAAAGGUUUAAUUAUCCAGAAAGAAUCAGAUGGGGAGACGCCGGAUAGAGAACAGGCUACAGCCCUACUGAUGGCUGGACGCCACCUUCCAGAGUCCCUGAUGGCAAGUCCAGGGGAUCGUGCCACGCUCAUAUCAGAGGCUAGCCGUCUUUAUGAAGUUUUGGGUGAUAAAAAAUCUGUACAAAGUUGUAGACGGACUUUGAUGCUGCUUGAGGAGAAGAGCCAUGUUCAAAGUGCAACCAUUCAGUGUUAACUCUGAAAAAAUUGUCUUGACUUUACUUUACAUUCUCAGUGACAAAAAAAAAUAGUUUAUAAAGAAAAUGGUUGCGUUUUUGACCAUUUGGAAUGAAUUUUUGAGGUUUUUUUUUCUGCUCAUUUCCUUGUUAAAUUGAGUAACGUGUGUCUGCCUCACUUUCAUAUUUAUUUAUUUUCUGUAUAUUAUAUCAUUAUUUGUUAAAACAAAUUCAUUUUUCAUUAACGAAUAGAAGGUUAGUUUGUAACUGAACAUUUGUAGUUUACUUUAUACUGAUUUAUUUCUAUGUUAUGUGACUAAUCAUGCUUUGAAGAAAGCAUCACUGAAAUGUUAAAGAGGUGUUUAUAAAACAUGUGCGGCGAGUUUAGUUAUUUGAUGCUUCAUGUUAUGAGUUGAAUUUCACCAUCAAUAUUUGUAAAUAUUUGUCCAUGUCUCAUUUUGGAAAAUAAAAACUACAUUGUGAACUUCGUGAAAA